[Torrubiella] hemipterigena is the source of this 1326-nucleotide messenger RNA. Lineage: Eukaryota; Fungi; Ascomycota; Sordariomycetes; Hypocreales; Clavicipitaceae. The record is from the annotation of a GenBank genome assembly.
UAGUUAUUUAUUUUGUAGCCUUGCUGCUCCGUCAUCUACCUACGCCUUGCUCACCUCUUGGUUGUUUCACUUGCCACCGACCGUCGCCGAACUGGUGCCGUCUCCACCGCGCAAUCAAUCAAGGCUGCAGCUUUGGCCAGUGACCCCCGACGCUUCCCCUCUACGACACAAAAAUUGAUUGUUCAUGGCCGACGACUCCCUAAAACCAGUGAUAUAAUGGAAUUCUCACGACCUGCAUCGACGGGCUCAUAUGUAAACUUUCAGCCGCCAGCGCCGACGCGGCUUACUACUGUCAGUAGACCGAGCGAUAGGGCAGACUCGACACUCCAGACGACCAGCAGCAGCACGGUAUCACCGGGCACAGAUCCCAAUCAAACCUCGAAUACCAAUGCACAAUCACCUAAAGCUAUUGAUGGUCCGUCCAACGGGCUCUCAACGGGUGCGCAGGCAGGCAUAGGCGUUGGCAUCGCCGUCAUGAUCCUGGCGCUACUAGCGGGCUGGUUUGUCGCACGACGGAGACGGCAGAAGGACAAGAAAAAGACUACGGAACAACAAGAGGAGUUUGAAAAGGCAGAGUUGGCUGGCGGUGUUCCGAUUAAAAAGGAUCCUGGAGCAGAGCUGGAUCCCACCAACGAAGUCUUACUUGAUAAGGGCAGGGCAGAGCUACAGGGAGAUAAGGUCACAAGGGGUCGCAACCAGGCAGAGUUGGAGGGAGACGGAGAGUAUUUGGCUGCCGCUAUAAAGCGUUGGGAUGGGUAUGAUGCAGAUAAUGGAGAUGGGGGUGCGGUUGAGUUGCCUACAGGUGAGGGAUGGGAGGUUCAGCCAGCCGAAAAGAAGGAGGCAGAAAAGGAUUUGAAGGAUGUACUGGAGGAUUCUAGGAAGGACGAUGAGGAAGAGAAGAAGACGUGAUGAAGAGAUGUUAAUAUGUCUAGUGAGCGUAUUUCUCUUUAUAUAACGUUGGAUUGGUGGUUGAUGAGCUCGGGAAUGUACAUAAGGGUUGGGUCGAUAGUCAACCAUGUCACUGGCCAGGAUAACAUAACAUAGGAUCUGUUUAAUGAUGAAACCACUGCUUGUACAGACAUUCUUUUUACCAGAUUGGAGCAUCUGUUUAGUCUGGAUUGGACUGGAUAGUGACCGUCGGCUAUCUGGAACCCAGAAUCCUCUUUGGGAGCGUUGGCAGCGUCUGCUGAUUUACCGUUCAUUUUGCACUCGGUGGAUAUACGUCCCAGUAGGAUCAUCCUGGAUAUGAAUAAUGAAUAGCAGUGCGUACAUAAAAACAAGAAAAAAAAGAGAAAACCCAUUCUUGCUCCCAGCAACUCUUUACAC